AUGUUUCGAUUUUUCUUUGGAGAUACAAGGGAUCCUUUCUCCACUGGACCAUUUUCAAGAGAUGAUCUGUAUGGAGAAAAUGGCUAUGAAGACAAUGGUAUUGAUUCCAUUUUCCAAUACUUUCAUUCUGACAUGCAACAACACCUGGAAGAAAUACAGCAACAAAUGGAAGACAUGGCAAAAAGUUUUGGGACUGUAGAAUUUUCAAAUAUCCCUCGGGUGGAAUUUCCUGAUUCUCCUAGUCGUAAUGCUAAUUUACGAGAUGAAAUGUUAAAAACUCCAGAAACACCACCCGUGAGGCCCCAAAUCCCUUCACAGCCACCGGCUGUAAAUACACCCUCUUCUGGACAGCAAGACAAAUCUUUUUUUGGAGGAUUUGGUUUACCCAGAUUAAGUCCUUUCUCUAGUCACACAAAUGAACCGAAAGUAGAUCAAGAUCUUGAUGGAAGAGGAGCAGAUGUUUUGAAGGAUCUAGAAAGUUCUCAAUGUAGAAAAUGCCCAUCACAAAAAGACAUGCCUUUAACCUCGUUCUUCAGUGGGCAAAGUGUUACUGUACGAAGUGUCCAAGGCUCUGAUGGAAAAAUGGAGCAAUGGCGCACAGUUCAAGACUCAUCAGGUAAUAAAGAGGAAACUUGCACCCGAUACAUUGAUGGUAAGAUGCACACAGUAACAUGUAAGAUUGAUGACAAAGGAAAUGAAGAAAGAAUUGAAGAAUUUAAAAAUAUGGAUGAAUCUGAUUUGUCAGCAUUUAACAAGACUUGGGACAAACCGAGUAUAGAUGCUGUUCAACCAGAGCAUCCUGCUGAGAGCAUGAUGAUGCCACAAACAAGACAGGAUUCUUAUCUGGGUAGCCUCUUCUCUAAACUAUUUGGUUUCAAGCCCUGA
This is a messenger RNA of Acanthosepion pharaonis, 885 nucleotides long. The record is from the annotation of a GenBank genome assembly. Lineage: Eukaryota; Metazoa; Mollusca; Cephalopoda; Sepiida; Sepiidae.